AGCUGUCCAAUGGGGACGCUCCGUGCUAGCAUCGUUUGGGUUCGAGGGCUUAACCACUGCCGCCGUCGCCGCCUGAGGAAUGUCAACUAUUCAACAUGGAGGCGGCGGUCACUAAGCUGGAAGUGAUGUUCCAGAAAGCAGAAUCUGAUCUGGAUUACAUUCAACACAAGCUGGAAUUUGAAGUCAAGAAAAGUCUUCCUGAUGAUUCGUCAGGAGAGGAAAAUCCACUUACGCUGUUAAAGGAAUUGUCAAUGAUGAAAUCUCGAUAUAAGACUUUGUGUGCCCAACUGGAACAAGUUGCUGUUGAACAGAAAGAGUCUAUGAACUGUAUUCGUGCUACUUUGAAUAAUACUAUGAAAAUGGUACAGCAACUAGAGCAACAAGCAGAUCUGGAGUUGUCACCUCUGACUAAGGAAGAACAGACUGCAGUACAACAAUUACAAUCCCAUUCAACGUGCCAGACUUCAGGAGGAAUGGACUUACAUAAGACAACUCUAAUGUAGUUUUCUAGCAUGAGUUUUUUCACCUUGGUUGAAGUUUUCAUCACAACCUCAAACAGAACUCUACUGAAUAUGACACCAAUGAACAGAUGAUACAGAUGAAUGUGAAAGCCAGGAGCCUAAGCUAUGGAGUCAGAAAGAGCUGAAGUUAAGAAAAAUGGAAACAGUAAGAUGGACAAGGCAGAUUAAAGAUAAAGGAUCUCUUCGUUUUGAUGCAUGAAAUGAGCAUUAACUCCUCGUGUGCCAGGAAGCUGUUAUUUUGAUAGUGGUGUUAUGGCGAUAAAUGUGUUGUGAGAGUUGCUUGUGCUGUAUUAACUAUUUGUAAUAAGUGUUCCUUUAAAACUAAAAAAAUCUGUAAGCCAUCUAAGUACCGUUUUUAACUGCGUCAUGUUUUACUUUUGUAUUCUGGAAAUUAAUCUAAGUUCUCUAUUCUCUGGAGUGUUUCUUUGGAGCUUCAAGUCAGAAGUCUCUGAAAGUUUAGUAGUGAGAUCAAUCCCUAAAUUGCUACAUUUGAGAAAUACAUUUAACCUCCCCAGUCUUAGUUUUCCCCUUUAGAAAACUGAGAUUUAACUAGUUUUAUCCUCCUCCCAGGGAUGAAGGAAAUAUUAUAUCCACAGGCAAACAAAUUCCUUGGGGGUAGGGAUUGUCAGCAUGUGAAGUUUUAUUGUCAUUGCUUGAUUUUAAAAUGUGUCUAGACUUGAUAAUUUAUACUUAGUACUUUUUUUUCAAAUGCCUGCUUUUAGUUUCUCAACCUGAUACAUAAAAUAGAAAGUAUCCACAGUGUUUCCAUGACCUCAUAUAGGAAGAUAAAUAUUAAUGUGUGAUUUGAGAAUUAAGAGUAUACAACAAAGAGCUUUCUGCGUGUUUGCCUUUGGCUAUUUUACUUGGUGUGCUGUGAUGACACUAAUUAAUCACUCCUUGGUUUCCAUGAUCCUGAUGAUCAUUUGAAGUAUUUUAUUUCAGUGCUUAUUUCAGAUUUUGUAUAUAAAUAAAUUAAGUUUAUCAUGUCUUGGAAGUGCAAUACUCAUGCUAAUUAAUAUCAUUGUAUUGGAUUUGUUAAAUUAAAAUAUUCCAACACCUUUAA
Trichosurus vulpecula (common brushtail) is the source of this 1584-nucleotide messenger RNA. RefSeq names its product spindle and kinetochore associated complex subunit 2 (gene SKA2). Gene Ontology annotation, biological process: mitotic cell cycle; chromosome segregation; cell division. Bases 96 to 503 code for a protein of 135 amino acids. The record is from RefSeq and is a predicted model, not a curated record. Gene Ontology annotation, cellular component: spindle microtubule; outer kinetochore. Gene Ontology annotation, molecular function: microtubule binding. NCBI's taxonomy places the organism in Eukaryota, Metazoa, Chordata, Mammalia, Diprotodontia, Phalangeridae. The transcript is spliced from 6 exons.